Ambispora gerdemannii is the source of this 639-nucleotide messenger RNA. NCBI's taxonomy places the organism in Eukaryota, Fungi, Glomeromycota, Glomeromycetes, Archaeosporales, Ambisporaceae. The record is from the annotation of a GenBank genome assembly.
AUGGCUUGGCGUAAGAAUAAAAAAGCUCAAAAUAUUAUCAUUGUUACGAGUGCAUUGAUUCUACAAGAUAUUAUUUUCGAUUUUGCAUUUGUAAUAUUUAAUGGUAAAGAUGUACCCAAACUUUUUAUUCCCAGUUUACUCACACUAAUAAUUCCAAUCGUCAUGAAUUGCACCGUCGCUUUUUACGUAAUCCUAUCGGAAAAUUCACGAAACGACAAAUUUAAUUCCUGGUUCCGAAGGUAUCCACAAAUUGCUGCAGCGGCUACUUUGUUUGCCAGUGGCGAUAUCGUUAUAUUGAAUGUACUUACUUCACAAGUGGCAGGCCUGCUAGCUUUUUCUGCUACGUUUUCCGAACGUGCCGAGGCCAUUAUAUUUAUAACGAGCAUAUUGAAUUUGAUUAUUAAUCAUAUUCCGCAGUUUAUUAUACGGAUUUUCUAUUGGCAAAAUGUUGUCGAAUACGAUGUAAUUCCAUUGAUUGCGUCAUGGACCAGUGCAUUAGUCUUAUUGGAUACUUUAAUCAGUCGACUAUAUCAUGGUGUAACACAAUAUCAGAAAAGAAAAAGAUUAAAUUCUGAAUAUAGCAUAGCGAUUAGUCAAGAUACAUAUGAAACAAAUGUAAAAUUUGCCGCUAUUAUAUAA